AUGUUUAAAAAGGGUGCCCUGGGGCCCCUUUUGCACUCAGGCUUACCUUCCGGCGGCUCCGGUCUCGCCUGGAUUAUCACUAACCACGACCUGAACUCCAUGCAGAAUGAUAUCAAAAAAGAUGCAGACCAACAAAGAACAGAAGAAACGCUCUGGCCGAAAACAACUGUCCAAGCCAGCGCAGAAACCAUUGCCCAGGCUAGCAACGAGAUUGCCAGAUACGAAGUUUGCCUGACCAAGACCAAAGACUAUCACACCUACUCCAAGAAGCUUGCCAGUGCAAAACUUGACGAGGUCGAGCUUGCGGAGAGAAAGAUGGUAGCAGCUGAGAAGUGGGCUGAAAAACCUGAGAAGAAGAAGGUUUCUUUCUCCAACAUCUUCAGUUUCCGCACGUAG
Messenger RNA from Diaporthe citri, 396 nucleotides. RefSeq lists its product as uncharacterized. Lineage: Eukaryota; Fungi; Ascomycota; Sordariomycetes; Diaporthales; Diaporthaceae. The transcript has a single exon. The record is from RefSeq and is a predicted model, not a curated record. Bases 1 to 396 code for a protein of 131 amino acids.